Messenger RNA from Medicago truncatula (barrel medic), 1567 nucleotides. RefSeq lists its product as uncharacterized. The transcript has 2 exons. Bases 474 to 1412 code for a protein of 312 amino acids. The record is from RefSeq and is a predicted model, not a curated record. NCBI's taxonomy places the organism in Eukaryota, Viridiplantae, Streptophyta, Magnoliopsida, Fabales, Fabaceae.
CAAGCCAAGGCAAGGUGGCAUUUUGCAAUUCGGGAGCCAAACGGGGGUUUGCUUUUUCGUUUCUUCGGCUAAUGACGCUUAAAAUAUUCGCAAUUAACGAAUCCCGCGUGCAAAUUUGCCAAAAUUUCUCGCUGGAGGUCCUUACGAUGUCCCAAACAUGCCUGAAUUUUUGGGGGACAAGAUUCGUCCCGUGGAUGGGUGCUCAUUUGAAAAAAAAGUUGCGAUUAUGCGCGUUUCGGUCGAAAAAUCAAAAUAAAUCGAAACGUUGUCGGUUUUCUACGAAACUUUGCAGAUCCUCUAGAUGUAUUUUUAUUGAGGUGCCUGCAAAAAACCAGCUCAAAGUUCGAUUUCUAGGUCGAUGUUUUGAUUCUUCGGUUUCUUGAGUUUUCGACGCGUAAAAAAUUCAUAUUUAAUCCGUCCCUCGUCGGAAAAUUCUAAUUUUUUGUGUGAGAUGUUGUUUUUAUGCCCCUAACAUGCCUGGAAAAAAUCGUGAAAAAAUUCAACCUCUAGGUCACUUUUUCGGGACUUUAUGCCUGCAGGGAAAAUUCACCCAUUUUUCUACAAAACUGGAAAUGGCACAUCAAGCAUAUAUAGGGGGAGCACCUUGCUGGGGCAUGGCUGGGGCUGGCUGGGGCGCCCCCAGGCACUCCCCAACAGGCUGCUCCCCCCAAAUCUGCCCCAUUUUCAUCAAUUUGAGCUGCUUUCAUCAAAUUUUUUUUGAUAAAUUGGGAUCUUUUGAUGAAUUUGGGGGAGAUUUGGUGGGAAAGUGGGGGAAAUCUUGCCGUUCUUGGCCUGGGCAGCCACAGGCCAAAUCACGUCGGGAGGGGAUUCGUGGGCAAAAAUCUCCAGCGCGCGCCCGCGUUGUCGAAAUUUUUGUGGUAGGCCAAAUCUCGCUGGGAGCACGUGCUCGGGCCAAACCACGUCGGGGGGCGGAAAUUCCUCGCGCGCGCCUGCGCACCCGUAUUAUUAAGGUCAUACCGGUUUGGAUUUUUUUUUCGCGGCCUGGACUAGACCUUCCCCUGCCCAUGCCAAGCCAAGGCAAGGUGGCAUUUUGCAAUUCGGGAGCCAAACGGGGGUUUGCUUUUUCGUUUCUUCGGCUAAUGACGCUUAAAAUAUUCGCAAUUAACGAAUCCCGCGUGCAAAUUUGCCAAAAUUUCUCGCUGGAGGUCCUUACGAUGUCCCAAACAUGCCUGAAUUUUUGGGGGACAAGAUUCGUCCCGUGGAUGGGUGCUCAUUUGAAAAAAAAGUUGCGAUUAUGCGCGUUUCGGUCGAAAAAUCAAAAUAAAUCGAAACGUUGUCGGUUUUCUACGAAACUUUGCAGAUCCUCUAGAUGUAUUUUUAUUGAGGUGCCUGCAAAAAACCAGCUCAAAGUUCGAUUUCUAGGUCGAUGUUUUGAUUCUUCGGUUUCUUGAGUUUUCGACGCGUAAAAAAUUCAUAUUUAAUCCGUCCCUCGUCGGAAAAUUCUAAUUUUUUGUGUGAGAUGUUGUUUUUAUGCCCCUAACAUGCCUGGAAAAAAUCGUGAAAAAAUUCAACCUCUAGGUCACUUUUUCGGGACUUUAUGCCUGCA